AUGACAACAAGCACAAGGCUGCAGGUCAGUGAUAUGACGUAUCUCGGCACUCGCCUGGAAGACGUCAAUGUUGGGUGGUUCCCUCCAUCGCCUCACCCACACGGUCCCUACCAGACUACACCAGAGGGCAUCCCAUACACACAGAGGCGAAAUGUAGCAUUCAUGAGGUUCCCCAAGUAUUAUCCCUUCGUCGAUGUCACAGCUUCCAUGGCUGGCCUCAAGCGCUUCAAAGGGGCUGCAAAGGACUUGACGGUACCCAUCACUGACGAUAUGAGAGGAACACUCGCGAUGACUCCUUGGGUCACUGAAGAGCUCGUCAUCAUCGGCAUGGGCUAUCUCCAUCGCGACAUCCUCGAGCUGUCUGAUUUCAAGUCGCUGUUCUAUCUCAUGGGCCAUGGUGCCUGGCCCGCAGCGGAUCACACAGGACCUACGGUACAGUCGAUGCUGAUCCACUGCGCAUUUUACAUCAAGGAGCAGUACACACGCUAUGAGAAUUGGCGUUCUUCCAAUCCUCAGUAUCCCGUGAAAGAAGACGGUCGACCCUGGAGCUCGCUGACGAUGCACGACCUCUGCCAUGGCUGGCAUGAGCAAAUCUCGUCCAUGAACUACGUCCAUGAGAUCCAUGCAAACGCCAAAGAUGUAGCCCGAGAAGACGUAAAAGGAUCCUCGUCAUGCCGGAGCUUUGCUGGCGAUCUGAUUCAGAUGGCAGACCUCUCUGCUAUGGGCUGUGUGUUGGCAAAUUGCGACGGGUGA
Molecule: messenger RNA, 753 nt
Organism: Mixia osmundae IAM 14324
Lineage: Eukaryota; Fungi; Basidiomycota; Mixiomycetes; Mixiales; Mixiaceae
Exons: 6
Coding region: 1-753 (250 amino acids)
Source: RefSeq, a predicted model, not a curated record